CACUUCCGGCCUUCCACAAGCAACAGUUCGCCAUCUAGCAACAUUAUGUCAGCCAAAUACACCCUGAUCUUUGCCCUGGCGGCUCUCUGCUGCCUGGUGGUCUCCACCGAGUCGGCGGCUCAGCGCAGCCGAGUGCUCAGCUCUCGCCGUGGCUCCGAGCUGGUCGAGAAGACCUCGGACAACCAGGAGGAGUUCGAACUGGCCGCCCAGGAGCACGAGCUGCAGCGCCAGGAGCAGGAGGAGCACAACGACAAGCUGGAGGGACGCAGUGAUGAUCUUGCCGCGGGCACCGACAACAAACAGGACAAGGAGACCGCCACCAACAAGAAGGACACCAUCGUGAAGCCCAACAAGGAUGAUGCCCGUGCCCGCCGCAUCGUUCGUGCCGGUCGUCGUCGUGGUGGACGCCGAGGUGGUCGUCGUGCUGGCCGCCGAUCCGUGCGCCGUGGAGGACGACGAGGUGGACGCAGGCGCGGUGGACGACGUGGUCGUGCCGGUGCUCGCCGCCGCACCUCCAUCAAGAGGCGUUCCGGCAAGGGCAACAAGGCCUAA
Messenger RNA from Drosophila teissieri, 552 nucleotides. RefSeq names its product protein nemuri. The record is from RefSeq and is a predicted model, not a curated record. Bases 46 to 552 code for a protein of 168 amino acids. Lineage: Eukaryota; Metazoa; Arthropoda; Insecta; Diptera; Drosophilidae. The transcript has a single exon.